GUAAAAAAACAUACAUACAUGCUGUCUGAAUCUUCCUAUCAACAAGUGAAAUAAAAUGUGGACGUUUAUGGAGCUGUGAGCAAACACUUCUGCUCAGGCGCCAUUUUCCAGCUCAAUUCAGAAAUCACUCCAUACUAUCAAUAAGCAGGUCAACUGGGAGCGACCGUGGGCUACUUCACUUCAGAAAGGGUGCGUUACAUUACCCUUUCUACAUGCUCUUUUGGAUAUUUUUCAUUCUUUUAGCUUUCCAAGGAGUUUAUGGCCGGAAUGUGUUAACAAAACGUGCCUGUAUCCACUUCUCAUUUUAAAAAGGACCUCAAGUGGGCAGUAAUGUGUUUUAUGAUUGGGAGGGAGUUGCUGACAAUGGAAUUUAUGCUACUGUUCAUUCAUGGUGUUGUGCUGUUCAGUUCAGCUAAAUAGUGACACCUCCUGGAUUGUCUAGAAGCAGCCCCAGGAAAGGGAACACCCCGCCACUGAAAUAAGAAACGAAACCAAGGCUGAGAGAGUUGACAGCCAUGGCCUCCGGGAGUCUCGUCCAGGAGUUCUGUGAUGAAACGACUUGUGCCAUCUGCCUGGAACACUUCAACGAUCCAGUGAUUCUCGUAGAGUGUGGGCACAAUUUCUGCCAUGCCUGCCUCACCAGGUACUGGGGAGAGUCUGGUACGAAGGCUUCCUGCCCUCAUUGUAGGGGAACAGUUCAGCCAAAGAACCACAGCCCGAACUGGCAGCUGGCAAACCUUGUAGGCCUUGUUAAGAAACUGAAGGAGAGACAAAGAGCAGAAGGCCAGAGGGAAACGUGCGAGAAGCACCAGGAGCCCCUGAAGCUCUUCUGCAAGGACGAUGAAGCCCCCAUCUGUGUGGUGUGCGACAGGUCCAAGGAGCACAAGAAUCAUGAUGUGGUUCCUGCGGAGGAAGCCGCUGAAAAAUACAAGGAAAAGAUCAAAGUUCAGCUGAAGUCUCUGGAGGAAAAGAGAGAAAAUCUUGUGCAUCAAAAACUGAAGGAACAGCAGAGAAGGCAGACACUUCUGGCACACAUUGAAGUAGAGAAGCAGAAGAUCCAGACUGCCUUUGAACAAAUGCACAAGUUCCUUAAGGAAAAAAAGUGUGCUCUGCUAGCCCAGUUGGAAGAUGUGGAGAAUGAGAUCAUGGAGAGCUAUGAAGAAAACAUCACCAGACUCUUGGCAGCCAUUUCCCAUCUCUGCUUUCAAAUCACAGAGUUGGAGGAGAAGUGCCAACAGCCAGAGAGUGAAUUCCUGCAGGAUGUCAGCAGCACCUUGAACAGGUAUAUGAAAAAAGGACAAGAGAGGAAACUGGUGGAACUUCCCCCGGAGCUGGAAGAGAAACUCAGAAGUCACAGUCAGAAAAGUUCUGCUCUACAGAAGGCUCUGCGAAAAUGUGAAGGGUCUCUGAACCUAGCGCUGAACAAAGUGAAUGUGACUCUGGAUCCAGAAACUGCGAAUCUCCGGCUCGUUGUGUCUGAGAAUCAGAAGAGUGUGAGAUGGGAAGUUGUACCUCAGAUCCUGCCUGAGAACCCUGAGAGAUUCGAUGCUAUGCCCUGUGUUCUGGGCUGUGAGAGAUUCAGUUCAGGAAGCCACUGGUGGGAGGUCCAAGUUGACUUAGAAGUAGAGGUAGAGGAAAGAGGGUGGAUAAUGUGGGCAGUGGGGAUCACACGAGAAUCUGGCAUAAGGACAGGAAGGAUCAGCCCUAAUUCUAAUGAGGGCAUCUGGGCCGUGGGGAAGACCAGCCACCCGUUCACCUCUUGUCAACUAUCAGCUUUUACUUUCCCUGAGCCAACGCCUUUGAACCUGAGACAUGAGCUGAGGAUGAUCCGGGUGUCUCUGGAUUAUGAAGAGGGUCGUGUGGAGUUUUUUGAUGCAGAGAGAGAUCAGUUGAUCUUUACUUUCUCUUCAGCCUCAUUUUCUGGGGAGAACAUUUCUCCCUGUUUCUGGAUGGGGUGGGGUGUCAGGUUGAACACUGGAGACUUGAGGAGGACCCCUGCCCCUUCCAGCAUUCUGAAAGAAGACGACACAUUGUAACUACAUGGGAUGACAUUCUAGGCCAGGUGUCUCUAUGCUCAUGGAGGCUGUUUGUAAGAGAGACAAUAAUAGUGAAAAGGAAAGGGCAUUGGACAAGCAAAGUUAACAGAAAUCCGUGAGGAGCCAUCUCAUAGGGCCCAGAGCCAAAUUCUUCUUGGUGAAACCAGAACACUUGUAUUAUCUUUGGAUGGCCUCUAAUCAAGAAACAUGCAGAUGUGUGCAAGGUCUCAUUUCAUCUAUUGAUGUAGGCAUAUCUUGAAUGGUUAUUGGCUUGUUAGUAACCCUAGGGAAAGGGGAAAAACUCAUUCACUUUGCAUUUUAUACAUUUCCAGAAUAAAUGUGUGAACCAACA
Molecule: messenger RNA, 2388 nt
Organism: Rhineura floridana
Lineage: Eukaryota; Metazoa; Chordata; Lepidosauria; Squamata; Rhineuridae
Product: zinc finger protein RFP-like
Exons: 7
Coding region: 516-2036 (506 amino acids)
Molecular function (GO): protein binding; zinc ion binding
Source: RefSeq, a predicted model, not a curated record